Messenger RNA from Menidia menidia (Atlantic silverside), 1152 nucleotides. The record is from the annotation of a GenBank genome assembly. Lineage: Eukaryota; Metazoa; Chordata; Actinopteri; Atheriniformes; Atherinopsidae.
AGGGUGUCUGAGAAGAGAACAUUCACGACAAUAUGACACAGAGGGCUAAAGAUAGAAACAAGCCUGGAUAUUUAAGACAUUGAACGGAGUGAAACGCGCUAAUUUCGAGCAGGUCCUGCACAGAAGUGGACGCUGGUCUUGGUGCGGAUCCUUCACAGCCAUCCCAACAUGCACUGUGUGAGCAGAGGGGGCUGCUACCUGCUGAACUCCCACUGUGAUGUCCAGGAGGAGGACCAGUGGAGGAAAGAGAGCUACCACGCCAGCUGGCUGAGCCUGGUUCUCCAAACAAGACCUCAAUACAGGCUGACUCUGUCAGAGACGGACCGCGUACGCAAAGAGACUUACAAGCAGCAGCAGGUGGUCCACCUGAUGGUGGAGAGGAGCCCCGGCCAGACCCUGACGCUGGGCAGAGAGGGGGGCAGGAUGACCAAGCACCAGCUGCCCUUCAUCAGCAGAGGCAGGGAGCAGCACCUGACCCGCACAGUCCCGCUAGGGAAGGGGGGAUCAGACGCAGAGGAAGUCAACGCACACACCUCAGCCCUGGACCUCUGCAAGCCCGUCAGGGAAAACUUCAGAGCCUCCAGUCUGAUGGCGUCUCAGAAGGAAGUCUCUGACCGGGCGCAGAGGCGGGAGUGAGGAGAGCGGGAAGGAGCCUCCGGCCUUUGUUCCUGCUCUUCACACAGUGGAGUUAGAAAAGAAAGCCUUUCUUAAAACUGCACCGCAAAAAGACGAUAUCAGCCUCACUCGUCUGUUCACUUGAUGUUUGUUGUGUCAUGCUGCAGAGAGGAGAAUGCUGUAUAAUUCAACAGUCUCAUAAUAAAGGAUUCAUAUUUAGUAAAUUAAGUGUUUGCAGAAAACUGCUACAGUAUGAAAACUUUUUUGUCUGCUCAUAUUCCAUAUGAGUGUUAAUAUGUUGAGCCUCCAUGUAUUCCUGCCUUAUGACCUUUUUCUUCUUCUUUUUUUUAACCUUGCCCACUGUGAGCUGUUGGUGUUACAUGAUCACUUCCCCGGGCUCUCGCAGCUCCCCUUGUGGUCAGACACGGGUAGUGCGAGGGAGUCGCAGGAGAAAACAAGACAACCUGGAGAAUGGGUUUUUCAGCUGAAAAAUAAGAAUGUAUUCAAGGGAUUGCAAAUCAUACAUCCGUCACCUUU